CAGUUUGGUCUACAACGUCUUUCAACACAGGGAAAUCACCAGUUUGUGUGCCAUUUAUAAAACGAGUGAAAAUUGUUUUCUGCUUUUAGUCUGUACGAAAAGUUAGAAAAUGUUCGACUUGCAAGAUGUGAAAAGAUUCUACAACUGGAGUAUCGAAGAACGAGCGGAUGUUCGUACAAAAGAUUGGUUCCUUGUUCACAGUCCAUGGCCUCCACUAGCAAUACUAGUUUGGUACAUCAUAUUUUCCAUCAAUGGAAGAUCAAUGAUGAAGGAUAGACCUCCUUUUCAACUUAAAGGAGUUUUGAUCAUCUAUAACUUCGCACUUGUUAUUCUCUCAGCAUAUAUGUCAUAUGAGUUUUUCAUGUCAAGUUAUUUAUCCGGAUACAGUUUAUUUUGUCAACCUGUUGAUUAUUCAUAUGAUGAACUUCCUAUGAGAAUAGCGCGAGUGUCAUGGUGGUACUUCAUUUCUAAGUACAUCGAAAUACUGGACACUGUAUUCUUUAUUUUGAGGAAGAAAUUCAACCAAGUGUCGUUUCUUCAUGUGUACCAUCACAGUACAAUGCUCGUUAAUUGGUGGCUGGGGGUUAAGUAUGUGGCAGGCGGACAAAGUUUCUUUGUAGGAAUGUUAAACUCCUUUGUGCACGUUAUCAUGUAUACUUAUUAUGGUCUUACAUGCUUUGGACCACAGGUGCAAAAAUAUUUAUGGUGGAAAAAAUAUUUGACAAUGUUUCAACUGACCCAAUUUGUGGCAAUUUUUGUUCACUGUUCCUACAACUUAUGGGCAGAUCGUGAUUUCCCCGAUUGGUUGAAUCUACUUGUUAUGUUCUACAUGAUUUCACUGAUAAUGCUGUUCCUUAACUUCUACAUUCAAUCGUAUUUAAAAAAGAAACAACUCAAGCAAAGUUAAAAUAUUCAAGAUCUGUUAAACUGAUUGAUCCUGCACCCUAAUAGAUUAAACUGUGGAUAUGUUUCAAAAUAUAAAAAUAAAACAACAUUUCAAAAAGAUAUUUAGGUAGUUAAGUUAUAAUAUUUAUUGAAUGUCUUUAGCUGCCUGCGAAUGAAUGUUAUACACCGCAUGUUACUUUAUUCUCUGCUAUUACAAAGUUUCUUAACUGUUUAAUAAACUUGUAUAUAUAUUA
Molecule: messenger RNA, 1139 nt
Organism: Ciona intestinalis (vase tunicate)
Lineage: Eukaryota; Metazoa; Chordata; Ascidiacea; Phlebobranchia; Cionidae
Source: RefSeq, a predicted model, not a curated record